UUACAUAUUUUGCAGAAGAUCUGGCAGGUUUGCAGGUAAUUAUUGUAUUUUAACUUACAAAAAUCAAGCAUUCUUACAUUUCUGCAAUGGCUUUUAGAGCAUUUACACAGACACAUGUCUAUGGAAAGCAAGCUGCCCCAAAAGAAAAGGACAAAUCCAGCAUCCAGUGCCUUGAGUGCUAUGACCGAAAUGUGUAUGUAGGGACCAAAGAUGCAACAGUCCAGCAUCUCAUCCUUCCCAGUAGAGAAAACGGAGACCCAAGUCCUGGCCUGAGCAAAACCAGAGAAGGCAGGACAAGAAAACUAGGCUCAAGCAAUCAAGUAGCCCACCUGAGGGCAGUCCCACUUUUCAACCAUCUGAUGGUCCUGUGCGACCGGAGCAUUACUGCCCUCAACAUGUUCUCCUUAGAGCCCGUUCCCACUCUGAAGAAGAUCCAGCACGUGUCUAUGUUUGAGGUGUGCGACUCAUCGCUCGCAGGAAAGGCAGCAUAUGUGGAGAUGGUGACUUCCACCAGCCGCAGGAAGGUGAUCCGUAUCCAUGUGGUGGGAGUGGACAAGUGGGAAGUUGUGAAGGAAGUCCCUCUGCUCCAGGACCCUGUGGCUUUGGCUGUAGAUGGCACUAGUCUGUGUGUAGCUACCAGCGACAGGUAUCUCCUCUGUGAUAUUCAGACUGGGCGAACUGAUGAGCUUUUUCCUCACAAUCACAGCAGACAGCAUGUCAUUGUUACCUCAGUGGGGCGAGGGGAAUUCCUCCUGAAUGGGCCUGAAUCUUUGGGCAUGUUUGUGAUGAAGACAGGGAUAUGCCAGCGCCCUCCCCUGCAGUGGCCUCAGGAGGUGCUGGCAGCCGGAGUAUGUUUCCCUUACAUCCUAACCCUGCAGCCCCAAGAGCUGUCUGUUUUCAGCAUGGUGGAUCAGCAGCGCAAACAGACUGUGAGUCUCAGCGAUGCGAAGGGUCUGCUCUCCACAUCAGAUGGUGUGUUAGUGUUCACAGAGAGAGACAUUUUCAGCCUGCGCCUGGUGCCAUUCGAAGAGCAGAUCCAGGCACUUGUAAUGCAUGAGAGGGUCGAGGAGGCCUUAUUGCUGCUGGAUGGAGUUCAAUGUCGUCGUCCACUUGACUCAUACAAGGAGCUGCAGAAGGUCAUCACUUGCCUGGUUGGAUUUGUUCAUUUUUAUCAGCAGGGCUUUUCCGAGGCCAGAAAUCUUUUCAUCACAGGUGAGCUGGACCCCCGAGAAAUCAUCCAUCUCUACCCUGACAUGCAGUCGUGUCUCAGCGAGGACUUUCAAUCCCAGCUUGAUCAAGUGAACAAGGACAGGGAUCUCCAGGUGCUCUGGCAAGAUGACAGAAACACAUUUCGUCAUUACCUGGCCUUUCUGGGAGAUUUACUCAGAGCAGUCAGGGGGACAGAGCAAGGCCUGCAGUGCAUUAAAGAGGUGGACUGCGCCCUCCUGAGGCUUUACGUAGAACUGGGAGACACUGAAAACCUGCAGCAGCUUGUGGCAUUUCCCAAUGAGUGUGAGCUGGACCACUGUGUCCCUGUUUUGGAGCAACACAACAGAUUUUUUGCAUUAGGUUCCCUCUAUCAAAGCCAUGGAAAACAAAUUAAUGCAAUUAAGACUUGGGUGAAAAUUACAGAUGGCUUCCACAAAGACCCCUCUUGCUCAGAUGUAUAUGGACACAUAGUGUGGACUCUCAGUCAGCUGCAAGACAGGGACACUGUGUGGAAAUUUGCAGACUGGACUCUGCAACAAAACCAAGAGAUAGGUGUGCAGAUUUUCAGCAGGCGUCCCCCAGAUGAUCGAUUUGAGACACAGGACGUCCUUGCUUUCUUGGAAAAGUACCCACUGGCAUUGCUUUUGUAUCUUGAGUUCUUAAUCCAUAAUGUGAACAGUGAGGAGGAGAGACAUCACAACUGUCUGGCUCUGGCAUAUGUUACUCAGACGCUGCAAGAGGAAGAGGAAACAGAUUUGAGGGAAACCAGGGGGAAGUUGCAGCAGCUGCUAUGGGAAUCCAAAUUCUAUGACGUCUCCACUGUGUAUGAGAGAGUCAAGUCAACAACCCUGCACAUAGAGAAAGCCAUUCUCCUCGGCAGGACCGGUGAACACUCUGAGGCACUGCAGGUGCUUGUUCACCAGGAGCAAGACCUCCAGGCUGCAGAGGCCUACUGCUGCAGGGUUGCCCAGAGUCGGGGCUCACAGUUCAGGCAGACUCUGCUGCUCACCCUGCUCCAAAUCUAUCUGUGUUGCAAGGAUCUCACCAGCGCUGCCGUGGAUCUGCUCAACAACAACCCACGGGUCUUUGCAACAGAGACGGUCGUCCAGCUCCUGCCUGAUUCAUGGUCCGUUCAACUGGUCUCCCAGUUCUUAGUUAAAACCCUUAGAGAGACCUUGCACCAGAGGCGGAUGGCAAUGCUGCAAAAGGCUUUGGGCCAGGCGGAGCUCAUGCGGCACAAGGUCAUUUGGAUGCAGGCCUCACAUACAAAGUUCAGACUGGGAAAUGGACAGAAGUGUGAGGUUUGUCAGAAAGACCUUGCAGAGCCACAGUUUGCCUGUAGUUUGAAAGGUGAGCUGAUGCACACAAGCUGCAGUGGCUUUUCAUCAUCAUAAAGAUGCAGAUAUACCAAUCUACUGUGUGUUUAUGCAAAUAUGUACAUCUCUGCACUUUAGCGAAUCACAUUCAUUUCUAGCCAGAUAAGUGUCUCCUCCCUACCUGAUCUUUUUUCUAGAAUAAUCUGUGUCAUCUAGGCAAACUCUGUACAAUGAUUGAAUUCGUGGAUAUUAGACCAGACACAUUCCCUAAUUAGAAAAAAUUAUAAUACAUUGUGUAAAUACAUUUUUCUCAGUCGCUUUGGUACAUUCCUCGAAUCAUCCCUAUCUCUCCGAAGCAAAUAUUUAUGUCAGUGAACAUGUGAGUGAGUCAGAAUGACUCCUUGUGUCAUUGUUUACAAACUAGACAGUCAAAAUGUUUAGCCAUGUUGUCAAUAUAAUAGUGUACUCUGUGUUUUCUGAUGUAAACUAUGGCUAAGUUUUGUUGACAGUGAUUGAAAAUGCACAAGACUGAACUUAUUCAAUAUGGCAUACCAGUUUCAACUGUAUAAAGUUUUACAUUGCAAGAGAUAGGACAGGAUUCACAGUUACCCCUUUACUGUUUGUACUGAGCAUGUCUUAUGUUGUUUAUGCACCAUGGUCUGUACGAAAAAACAUAAUUGUAGGUAGCUGUGUACUUGUAUGCGAAAAAUGACAAUAAAGUUUGACUUUAACUUUGA
Micropterus dolomieu (smallmouth bass) is the source of this 3262-nucleotide messenger RNA. Its product is annotated as transforming growth factor-beta receptor-associated protein 1. Gene Ontology annotation, biological process: intracellular protein transport; endosomal vesicle fusion; autophagy. The coding region runs from base 87 to 2603 and encodes 838 amino acids. The record is from RefSeq and is a predicted model, not a curated record. Lineage: Eukaryota; Metazoa; Chordata; Actinopteri; Centrarchiformes; Centrarchidae. The transcript is spliced from 11 exons. Gene Ontology annotation, cellular component: cytoplasm; membrane.